UAGAUAUCAGUCGAUCCUCUCUCGUCAGCGGACAGUGAAGGUUACCUGCUUCAACAGUGCUUGAACGGAAACCUUUCAACUGUCUUCAGACACCCGAAAAUCAAUUUGAUCAUAGUCAUUAAUCAAUAACAACCGAAUCUAAUUUUAAUCUCUUUUAAAACAUCAGCUACUCUCAGUUCAUCCAGAGCACGUUCAUCCUGCCAGCUAGCCAGCUAACAGUUUGUUGUGCUAACAACGAGAUACUCUUCAACCUCCUCGCUAGAAGACCUGCUACUGAAACACGAGAAUCAUGAGUUCCCAGGUGAGACAGAACUUCCACCAGGACUGCGAGGCUGCAAUCAACAGGCAGAUCAACCUGGAGCUGUAUGCCUCCUACGUCUACCUGUCAAUGGGAUACUUCUUUGACCGGGAUGACCAGGCAUUGAAGAACUUUGCCAAGUUUUUCCUCAGUCAGUCACACGAGGAGCGCGAGCACGCUGAGAAGCUGAUGAAACUACAGAACCAGAGGGGGGGAAGGAUCUUCCUUCAAGAUGUCAAGAAGCCAGAGAGGGAUGAGUGGGGCAGUGGAGUCGAGGCCCUUGAAUGUGCCCUGCAGCUUGAGAAGAGCGUGAACCAGUCACUGCUGGACUUGCACAAGCUCUGCGCUGAGCACAAUGACCCACACAUGUGUGAUUUCAUCGAGACGCACUACCUGGACGAGCAGGUGAAGUCCAUCAAAGAACUUGCUGACUGGGUGACCAACCUGCGCCGCAUGGGAGCUCCUAAGAACGGCAUGGCCGAGUACCUGUUCGACAAACACACCCUGGGCAAAGAAAGCAGCUAAAUCCGUCCACAUCAUAUUUCCUAAAGCUUUCUAUAUAUGUAUAUUUGGAUCUUGCCUUCAAAUGUAUUCCACAUAUGACGCCAUCUGCAUGGUACAGGCUAGUCAUUUAAAGCUCUUAUAUUAAUUACUCCAUGUGGUUAUUCUCCACUUUACAUUGACUUCACUAACUGAGCUAUUCCAUUCAAAGCCCACUCUUGUAUCUUGCACUUCUCUCUAUGCUGUCAGCUAUGCCUACGUCAUUAUGAUGUAUUUGCUGUGUUUUAUGCCAAGAGCUGUUAAUCAGACCAAAUAAAACGAACCCUCUGGAUUCUGA
This is a messenger RNA of Sebastes umbrosus (honeycomb rockfish), 1136 nucleotides long. RefSeq names its product ferritin, heavy subunit. The record is from RefSeq and is a predicted model, not a curated record. The coding region runs from base 290 to 823 and encodes 177 amino acids. Gene Ontology annotation, biological process: intracellular iron ion homeostasis; iron ion transport. Gene Ontology annotation, cellular component: cytoplasm. Lineage: Eukaryota; Metazoa; Chordata; Actinopteri; Perciformes; Sebastidae. Gene Ontology annotation, molecular function: ferric iron binding; ferrous iron binding. The transcript has 5 exons.